AUGGCAGAUCGGCCUUCUCAGUCAGAAUCCAUCUAUGUUGAACAACUCUUUGCCAUGCGAGAUUAUGGUCGUACAACGCUGUACGUCGAUUUUCGACAUAUUCUCGAUUACGAUGAAGUCCUUGCACGUGCCAUAAGCGAACAAUAUUACAGAUUUUUGCCUUAUCUCCGGCGCGCGCUAAUUGAGUGUGUGAGUGUAUACAUCCCGGGCUACCUUUACUUAAAUGCGCACAUGGCUUCAACGGCCUCCUCAGGCCUCGUCACUCGCGAUUUCUCACUCUCAUUCCACAACCUUCCCAUUGUAUCAGGCAUUCGGUCCUUACAUACGGAUAAGGUUGGCCGUCUGCUUGCUGUAAGUGGGACGGUCACACGUACCUCCGAAGUACGCCCUGAACUCAUUGUUGGGACAUUUACAUGCGUCGAAUGCAAGACGAGUAUACCCGAUGUCGAACAACAAUUCCGAUACACUGAGCCCAUCAUGUGCCGGAAUCCCAUGUGUCAAAACCGGACACAAUGGGAAUUGGAUGUGGAAAAAAGUCGCUUUUGUGACUGGCAAAAAGUACGCAUCCAAGAAAAUGCAAAUGAAAUCCCCACUGGUAGCAUGCCUCGCAGCAUUGACGUGAUUUUGCGCUCAGAAAUUGUCGAGCGCGCCAAAGCCGGGGACCGCUGCAUUUUUACCGGCACUUGUAUCGUAUUGCCAGAUGUGUCCCAGAUGGGCGUUCCUGGUGUAAAUGCGCAAAUUCAACGUCAAACUCAGCCUGGCAGUGCUGUAGAGGGUAUCGCGAAUCAGGGUGUCACGGGUCUCAAGUCAUUGGGGGUUCGCGAUUUGACUUAUCGUACUGCCUUUUUGGCUUGUAUGGUGCAAAGUGGUGAUGGUCGCUCUGACCAGAGUGCCAGUAUUAUGGAAGAGCAAGAGGAUGCCCAAACUGUGCUCAGUGGUCUUACAGAACAGGAGCGUGAGGAAUUGGAAGCUAUGGUCGUCAGCACGGACAUUUAUCCACGACUUGUUCGCAGCAUGGCGCCCACCAUGUAUGGACACGAAAUUAUAAAAAAAGGUAUUCUAUUGCAGUUAAUGGGAGGUGUGCACAAACAGACAAAAGAUGGGAUAAAUCUUCGCGGCGAUAUCAAUAUAUGUAUCGUAGGCGAUCCCAGUACAAGCAAGUCCCAGUUCACUAAAUAUGUCGUUGGAUUUUUACCGCGCGCCGUCUAUACGUCUGGCAAGGCCUCGUCUGCAGCUGGUUUGACGGCAGCGGUGGUUCGAGAUGAAGAGACGGGCGAAUUCACAAUCGAGGCUGGUGCUUUGAUGCUUGCAGACAAUGGCAUUUGUGCAAUCGAUGAGUUUGACAAGAUGGACCUGUCUGAUCAAGUGGCCAUUCACGAAGCCAUGGAGCAACAAACCAUCUCUAUCGCCAAAGCUGGCAUUCAAGCCACUUUAAAUGCACGCACGUCUAUUCUUGCAGCAGCCAACCCGAUGGGUGGUCGAUACAACCGGAAACAAACAUUGCGUGCCAAUGUUGCUAUGAGUGCCCCCAUCAUGUCCCGAUUCGACUUAUUUUUUGUUGUACUUGACGAAUGCAACGAAGCUGUUGACUGGAACAUAGCACAACACAUCGUGAAUAUUCAUCGUUUCCGCGAUGCUGCUAUUGCCCCGGAAUUUUCAACUGAAGCUCUGCAGCGUUACAUCCGGUACGCUCGCACAUUCCAGCCGAAAUUGACUCCAGAAGCAAGUGAUGUGUUGGUGGAAAAGUAUCUGCACUUGCGUCAAGAUGACUCUGGUGGUUCUGUGGGUCGUAAUUCAUACCGCGUCACUGUUCGUCAAUUGGAAAGUAUUAUUCGAUUGUCAGAAGCCAUCGCUCGUGCAAAUUGCCGGUCUGAUAUUACGCCUGCUUUCGUACGCGAAGCCUAUUCUUUGUUGAGGCAAUCCAUUAUUCAUGUCGAGAAGGACGACAUUGCCAUCGAUGCUGUCGACGAAGAGCCCGCAGCGGCUGAUGCAACAACGCCAGCGGCUCGUCCCAUGACUCCAGCAGGUGUGGACAAUGGUCAAGCAGCACCCACUAGACGAAGCAUCACGUAUGACAGAUACAUGGAACUCGUCAACCAGCUUGUCCUCAAAGUUAAUACGGUGGAACGCGAUACGUCACAGGGCAUAUCUCGGGAAGCCCUGGCACAAUGGUACCUCGAGGCCCAUGAGAACGAAAUUGAAUCCGUGCAGCAACUCCACGAAGAGUCAGAUCUGAUCUCGCGCGUGAUCUCCAAACUAGUCAAAGAUGGAUAUUUAGUGAGCCUUCCUGUUGAUGAUGCUGAGCGCGUGCUUGGCGGGCCAGAGCAAGUGCUUAUGGUGCAUCCACAGGUGGAUGUUGAUAGUCUUCAGUAG
This is a messenger RNA of Malassezia globosa CBS 7966, 2373 nucleotides long. RefSeq lists its product as uncharacterized. Gene Ontology annotation, molecular function: single-stranded 3'-5' DNA helicase activity; single-stranded DNA binding; ATP binding. Gene Ontology annotation, biological process: mitotic DNA replication; DNA replication initiation; double-strand break repair via break-induced replication. NCBI's taxonomy places the organism in Eukaryota, Fungi, Basidiomycota, Malasseziomycetes, Malasseziales, Malasseziaceae. Gene Ontology annotation, cellular component: nucleus; MCM complex. The record is from RefSeq and is a predicted model, not a curated record.